GCGCGCGCCGCCCGGCCCCGAAUGCCGGAGACACCAGGUGCUUCCGGCGCUGAGCCGUGGCUUCCGCGGGGCUCGGAGGUGAGCUCUCCUCUGCUAGCGGCCUCAGGUUGGUGCAGAGGCGGGAGGUCGGGGCCGGCGUGAUGGCGCGGAAGAAAGUGCGGCCGAGGCUGAUCGCGGAGCUGGCCCGCAAGGUGCGCGCCUACCGGGAGCUGAAGGCGCGGCCGCGGGACUCGGAGCGCUUCGCCCUGGACUACGAGACCAUGACGCGGCCGAGGAGCGGCCGCCGCCUCCCGGAGAAGGCCUGGACCGAUGUGCGGCGCGAGAGUCGCCUCCUGCAGCUGCUCAGCCGUCUGCCGCUCUUCGGCCUGGGCCGCCUCGUCACGCGCAAGUCCUGGCUGUGGCAGCACGACGAGCCGUGCUACUGGCGCCUCACCCGCAUCCGCGCCGACUACACGGCGUCGAAUUUGGAUCAUGGAAAGGCCUGGGGGAUCCUGACCUUCCGAGGUAAGACAGAGAGCCAAGAAAAGGAGAUUGACCAGGUCAUGUACCACGAUUGGAGGCUGGUGCCCAAGCAUGAGGAGGAAGCCUUUAAGAACUUUACUCCUAAGUCUGAGGAAACUGUACGAUAUGUGCCUUACCCACCUUUGCUCCGGGCAAUGAUCUUUGCAGAGCGACAGAAGCAGGGCAACUUCAGCACUGAGGAGCCCAUGAUAGAUUUGAAGAAAAGAGUCUUUUUUCAAAAGCAAGAUGCCAAGAACCAAGCAGAAGGCACGCCAGUGUAAAGGCCCUGAGCUGCUUGGUCAUGUGCAAUAUGAACUUACGCGUGGAACACCCUUUUUAAGGAAGAAUUUCUAGAAUUUAUGUUCUAGGAAACCAGUUUUAUACUAUGUUUCUGGUGAUGCAUUGACUAAUCUGAGCCCAUGGAAUUCAGCAAAAGGAGUGAAGUUUAGCAUUUUGGAAAGCCCAUGCCAUUUUCACCAUACCUCAUUGUACUGCUGCUGAGUGUACAACUCAUUUGGGCCUCUUAUUCCUGCUUUAGAAAGGGUCAGAGGCGUCUUUGGGAGAGAUCACAGCAGCAGAGGUGUCUCAAGUGCUCCAUAGCACAUUGUGUUUGUACCUCAAAGCCAGUGGGCAUUCUUUUGAGCUUACGUCCAAUAUCUGACUGUUCAAGGAGGAGUCCAGGCAGAGGUGUUCCAUAGAACCACCCUGGUGUUUCCUUUACUGUUUCAUUUUAUCUUUCAGUGGGAGCCAGAGCCUGGUUCUAUACAAAUACAAAUAAAGGAAGGCAAACUGUU
This is a messenger RNA of Dromiciops gliroides (monito del monte), 1295 nucleotides long. It is a transcript of the gene MRPS34, whose product is annotated as mitochondrial ribosomal protein S34. NCBI's taxonomy places the organism in Eukaryota, Metazoa, Chordata, Mammalia, Microbiotheria, Microbiotheriidae. The coding region runs from base 141 to 782 and encodes 213 amino acids. The record is from RefSeq and is a predicted model, not a curated record. The transcript has 3 exons. Gene Ontology annotation, cellular component: mitochondrion; mitochondrial small ribosomal subunit. Gene Ontology annotation, molecular function: structural constituent of ribosome. Gene Ontology annotation, biological process: mitochondrial translation.